Molecule: messenger RNA, 3475 nt
Organism: Falco peregrinus (peregrine falcon)
Lineage: Eukaryota; Metazoa; Chordata; Aves; Falconiformes; Falconidae
Gene: SCN4B
Product: sodium voltage-gated channel beta subunit 4
Exons: 5
Coding region: 113-781 (222 amino acids)
Biological process (GO): cardiac muscle cell action potential involved in contraction; regulation of ventricular cardiac muscle cell membrane repolarization; regulation of sodium ion transmembrane transporter activity
Cellular component (GO): membrane; voltage-gated sodium channel complex
Molecular function (GO): sodium channel regulator activity; transmembrane transporter binding
Source: RefSeq, a predicted model, not a curated record
GCGGCUCCGCCCGGCGCCGCUCGCCCUCCGCGGGGGCGGCCAGAGCCGGGCGGUGCGGGCCAGCACGCACCGCUCCGCACCGCUCCGCACCGCUCCGCACCGCUCCGCAGCCAUGGCCCCGCGCUCAGCCGCCGCCCGCCGCCGCACCGCGCUGGCAGCGCUCCUGGGUUUGCAUGUCGUUGCCAUCGCCUUUGCCUUGGAGGUGUCAGUGGGGAAGACCAACACUGUGAUGGCUCUAAAUAACUCCGAUGUCCUGCUGCCCUGCACCUUCACCACCUGCAUAGGCUUUCACAACCUGAUCUUCACGUGGUAUUUCAACUCGACAGAGAUGAUUUACCAUGGCCAGAUAAAGAACAAAGCCUCAGAGCCCUUCCUCGUGGGGCGCAACCCACGGGUUGAGUUUGUCGGCUCGACGACCAAGAAGGAAAACAACAUCUCCAUCGUCCUGAAGAACGUGGAGUUCAGUGAUGCUGGGAAAUACACCUGCUACGUCAAGAACCCCAAGGAGAAGAACGCGGAGCACAAUGCCACCAUCUUCCUCACGGUGGUCCACAAGAUGGUGGAGACAGACAACACUGUGACGCUCAUCAUCGUGGGCGUUGUGGGGGGGCUCAUCGGCCUCCUCAUCCUCUUCAUGCUCAUCAAGAGGGUUGUCCUGUUCAUCAUCAAGAAGACCCAGGAUGGGAAGAAGGAGUGUCUCGUGAGUUCAUCAGGGAAUGACAACACCGAGAACGGCUUGGCUGGCUCCAAGGCAGAACAAAAAGCACCACCAAAGGCAUGAAGCAGCGGCGCCCCGAGCCCCAGCCCACGCAGCAGUGGGGAGAGCGGGCAGGGGGACAAGCCUUUCCCUUUUGUUUUCUUUCCAAACUGCCAAUGCUUGAGACGUGUUUCUAUUACACACGUGCCUGCAACCUGCACUGCUUCUCGGAAAAGACUUUGGCUGCCACGGGGACUGGGAGCUUCUUGCGGACUUGGAUUGGGAUGCCGCCAGGAUGGAGGGUGCCGCUUGCUCUGCUCUGACUGAAGGCAAGAGGGUGCUGGGCAGGCAGAAAGGGGCUGGGUGCUGGGGUGUACCCUGGUCUGUGGCUGGGCAGGCGCUGCGCCACGUACGCUGCGCUCCCAGGGGUGUGGGAGGAUGGGCUGCCGGGGAUGCCGGUGAGCCUGGCGGGGUAGAGGCUGCGAGGAGCUUGGGGCAUCUUGUCUGACUCCGGCGAUGCUGAGCUGGGGCGGGCAGGAGCUGCCUGCCUCAUACAGAAGGUUUCUGGAGCAGAGCAAGCGUGCACGAAACCUGCCGCAGAGCCAGAGGCUCCUGCCUGCGCUGCAUGUCUCACGGGUUCGGCACAGGAGGGAGGGUGGGAGUGGGGCGGUGGUGAGGGGGCUUGGCUUCAGCUCUCCGGUUAAGCACACUUGAGAACCAAAUUGGUGCAAGGCCCGUUGCUGUCAGGGCUGUCAUCUCUUCCCAGCAGGGGCUGGGUGCAACGCUGCCGUGGUGCAGCCUGACCCCGAGGUGCUUCGGUCCCUCCUGUGGCAGGGCUGGGGGUGCCCCAGUGUCACUGCUGGCCCAUGGUGGGGUAGCCUCCACCUGUCACACUCGUUCUGCCCCUGCACAGGGCCAUCCCCCGGGGGGGCAGCGGGGGGCUUCUCCCCCAGCCAGCCUGCUGCAGAGGUGCUCCCAGGGUUUGUGCUGCUGCUCUUGCUCCUCCUCCCCUCUUUUUAAAGCUCGGCACUCAGAGCAGCGAUGCUUUCGAUGCUGACUCGCCACGGCUUAACUCGUUACGCGGAUAUUUUUUAUAUGAGACUCCAGUGGGAAAACAGCUGAGUGCGUUUCCCUUUCACCUGAGGAAAACUGUGGCACUCCAUCCGCGAUGCAGGGAGGGAGUACGGUCAAGCCCUGGCGAGGGGAGCUGGGCCAGGGCUGCACCAGCCUGCUCCUGGGUCUGCCACCGGCCCGCUGGGUGACCUUGGGCAAGUCGCUCUGCCUCUCCAUGCCUCAGUUUCCCCAUCUGUAAAAUGGGGAUAAUAAUACUGCUCUACCUCACAGGGGUUGUUGUGAGGCUUCCUUGGCUAACAUUUGUAAAGUGCUUGGAGAUCCCCGGAUGAGGGGUGCCACAGAAAGCCAGAGGCUCUUUUCAAAGGGUACUCGCAGUGGGGACUCAGGCAACCCAGCCCCCUUCCCAAGGGCUGUAGCAGGACGUGAGACGUGAAGGGAGUGAGCUGAUCCUACAACUGCAGUUGACAACGUCCUUUACAACAUGAUUUGUUCCCUAUUUCUCUUUUAUUUGUGGGUGUCUGUCAGUGGGGCCCCUGUCCCCACUCGAAAUCGGGAAUCAAAGCUGAGCCGUGACUCCCCAGCUGCAGGGGCUUGCACCCCGACAGCGGUGCUGGGGUGGAGGGCAGGCGAGGAUUCGGUGGGUGAGGUGGGCAAGGAAAGGUGAGGUGCUGCCUCCUCUGGAGACUGUUGUGGGAGAGGUCACACCCCGCCUGCCAGCUCGUGGGGAUGGACGGUGGUCCGGAGGGCACCUUGCAUCCUCCGUCCGGGUGCAGGGCUGGCUGGCACCCGCCGGAGCGGGGCUGUGCCUUGGGGACAGGAGGCAGCUACAGGCAGGUUUCCUCGGCUGCUGGUUAGGCGAGCCGGUGGGAGUCAGGUCCACAGCAUCUCGGUCCCCUCUCUGAGGAUCUGUGGGACCCUCAGACAAAUCUCUGUGCUUCAGUUUCUCCAUCUGUAAAUUGGGGACAGUAAAUCUGACCUACCUCACAGGAGGUGUGAGGCUCCCUGCAUCGCUUUGCAAAGUGCUCCAAGAUCCUGGGGCGAAAGGAACUCUGUAAAUGCAAAGUAUCGUUAACAUACCAUUGUCAUCAGGAGAGUGGGUGGGAAGGCGUGAGACCUCCCAGCUGCCCCAAGAGAACCCCCAGCCCAUCCUUGGAGGAGACCUCCCAUGGGAGAGGACAGUGAAGGGAGGAAGAGAUUUUUUUUAAAGAACUAUUUUUAGCUGUCCUAACCUGUUGGCCUUUUUUAGAUGGUAUCUGGACACGGUUCCACUUACCACAGGAUAUGCAAUGCUGUACUAUGCAUGGAUUACUUCUCUGGCUUGAUGGAAAAAGUCAACAUAAGCAGUUUUUCAAAUGUAAUUCUAUACGCAUAUGUGUGCGGGUGCCGUAUGCAGCGCAGGGGGCUCCAGGGGAGCGGGCUGCCCUGGAAGCUUGUGCCAGCGCCUGCGGGGUCCCUGCUGUCACAAGGGCUUUGGGGGUUCUGCAGAGGCUUUCCAGGGUGUGUGGGGGAGAAGGCCCUGCCGGAGGCGUGUGCUGUGCCACGCACGUAUGUGUAUAAGCGUAUAUAAAUACAUGUAGGAGAUACCUGCAAAUAGACACAGGAUGUGUACAACAUGCUGUGCGAUGACUUACAGCACAUUUUUGCACUGUAGAGGUUUAGUUAGCUUUGCCUUGAAUGAAAUAAAGUUUAUGUUUACUAGAGAAA